AUGGAGGUUGAAAUGGCAACUUCAGUGUUGACUCCAGCACUCCAAAGCCCUGCUCUUUACGCCUCGAAUUCCCGUAUAUCGAUUUCGACUUACCACGCCGUGCUCGAUAUCUUCCAGGCGCGUCUUUCUGAUAUUUGGCCUAUCGCCGAUACUGAGCAUUUGAAAUUCCAGCUCAAAAGCUCAGACAACGAUCCAACCUCCCAUGCCUUAGCAGCAGCCUUGUGUGCUGCUACAUUAGCACAAAUUCGGCUUUGGCUCACGCCGACUCCCAGCCCUGAGGAUCUCUCGGUAACUGCAGAAGACUUUGCCAAAGAAUGUCUUCGCAUUCGGCUUGAAAACCACUAUCAUCAAGAACCAUCUCUUCAGGCCCUGGUCACAUCUAUCUUCCUUCAUAUGUAUUACGCCAAUCGAGAUCAAAUAACACCGGCUACAAUCUCCCUGCGGGAGGCAAUCACCUAUGCAGACCUAUUGCACCUUUGCCAUAAGCCUUCCCUCGAUCCAGCGCAGUCAAAACAGUGGCAACUGGAGCUUCGAUGCUAUUGGAUUCUUUUUGUGACUGAAAGGUUGCAAAGAACGUUUUGCAUUCAACAUGAUUUACCAAUAACACUACACAGAAUAGCCAAUCUUCCCGAAAUCGAGUGGGAUACAUCCCAGGGGAACCUAUAUGCAGGGUUCCGGGCUCUUGUUCAAUUGUUCUUCCAUGUGCAGCGCCCUCUCAUCUUACUAUCUACAAAUAGUAAAGCUAUCGAGGCAACGGACAUGUACUCAAAGGAUAACAUAUCGAAGAUUCAGAAUCAAAUCCAGGUGAGAAUGCCUGGGCUAGAAAUCACGUCAGAAGUACGAUACGUCGAUAUUUUGACUACUUCCGCAUGGGUCCGUACGUUGCUAUGGCAGUACUCCGCUUCUCGCUUUAUGCUCUCCUCAUCCACCUCAGUUGAACCACUAUCAUUUGAUUACCCCCUGUCGAUUGCCAAGGAUUAUCUGGAGUCCCUUUCCCAUGUAUCCCUAGACUCCUUUCGUUGUCAUGGAUACGGCAUGGUAAGGCAUUGA
Penicillium odoratum is the source of this 1050-nucleotide messenger RNA. RefSeq names its product fungal specific transcription factor domain-containing protein. Bases 1 to 1050 code for a protein of 349 amino acids. The record is from RefSeq and is a predicted model, not a curated record. The transcript is spliced from 2 exons. Lineage: Eukaryota; Fungi; Ascomycota; Eurotiomycetes; Eurotiales; Aspergillaceae.